Messenger RNA from Mycosarcoma maydis (corn smut), 2457 nucleotides. RefSeq lists its product as uncharacterized. Gene Ontology annotation, molecular function: GTPase activity; GTP binding. Lineage: Eukaryota; Fungi; Basidiomycota; Ustilaginomycetes; Ustilaginales. The transcript has a single exon. The record is from RefSeq and is a predicted model, not a curated record. Bases 1 to 2457 code for a protein of 818 amino acids.
AUGGUCAAGAAGACAUCCAAGGCUCAGAAAGCCAAGCUACGUAGAGCAGGCAGUAGUACAGAUGAUGGCGAUUCCCAAGGCGGUCGAGGCGGUCAAGGUGGACGGGGCCGGGGCCGAGGCCGAGGACGAGGGCGAGGAGGUGCCGCCGCUGGAGGAGGCAGGUUAGCAAGAUCUGCACUGCUACCGCCAGAUCAACAAGCUGCUUUCGAAUCACGCAGACGUACCGUCCAGCUGGAAGAAUCUGCCUUUUCCAAGCUCUCACCACCGGUGUUGGAACGACUCAACAUUCUCGCCUCUUACGCGGACCUUCGACGUCCCAUUCCUGACGAGCUCACUCGUUUCACCUAUUCCAGAUUUGGUCGAGCCAGAGCAGAGAAUCAUCAGCGUCUCGUCGAUCAUGAACACAACAAGAAGGAGGAGCGAAACUCACAUCCGCUUGCUGGCUGGCUUGAUAACGCUUCGCAGCCACCAGCAAAAAAUCAACAUCAAGACCAAGCCGAUAGCUCCUCAGAUGACGAGCAUGUCGAUCUCAACGAGACAAUAGAUCCAGGUGUUACCGGGAUCGAACAGACUGGAGAGCUCCGUCUGCCCAAACGACCCAAAUGGCGAUCCGACAUGGACACCAAGACGAUUCAUGCGCAAGAGGAAGAAGUUUUUCGGCAGUGGCUACGCAAGACAGACGCAGUCGUGGAACGCGCUUUCUUCACGUCCUCGCCCAUGUUCGCCGGGCUGACGUCACAUACCCGCUCUCAGGAUAAGGCUGCGUUUGGCUCUUCCUCAUCCUCGUCCACCGCAGCAAUGGGCGGAAGCCGCAUGGUCUCGUCCAUCACGUCUCGAGACAGCAUCGCGCAGCUACUCCAACACCGUCCCUCUCCCGGCACCUCUGUCAUCGGCAGUCUAUACGAACGAAACAUUGAGGUCUAUCGCCAGCUGUGGAGAGUCUGCGAGCGAAGCGACCUCGUCUGUGUCCUCGCUGAUGCGAGAUGUCCUCUGCUACACCUGCCACCCAGUCUCAUUGGCUUCUUGGAGCGGUACAUGCGGCUCAAAGUCAUCAUCGUUCUCACAAAAGCCGACAUUGUACCCAAGCACAUCGUCGAUGCAUGGAAGACGUAUCUCAAGCAACUUUAUCCGAGGUGGGAGGUGGUCGCUACCGAGAGCUAUGCCAAGCUGGAGCGUAUGGAGGGCCAAGGGUCGCGGACGAGGUUCGCGCCCUACCUGUCGCCGCAUUCCAGGAAGGAUCUGUUUGUGGCGCUACGAAAGGCACACACUGAUUUGAUCACACCGCCAAAGGUAGUGCAGGAAGACGCAAACAAGAGCAAAGAGUGGACACCGCCUUGCGCGACCGAUACAGACUGGGAUGGGGUUGAGAGGCGCGUGCAGCUUCAUACUGAAGGGUUCGAGUCAGGAUCAGGUGUCGAGGCUCAGGAAGACACCGGCACCAAGGAUGAGCGGACCACAGACAAAGACAGCAAGGAUCCAAAAGCUACCCGAUCACACCUACCGUAUCUAACUAUCGGACUCAUCGGACAGCCCAACGUAGGCAAAUCGAGCCUUCUCAACGCUUUGUUUGGCUCGAAAGUUGUCCGAGCGUCCAAAACGCCAGGCAAGACCAAGCAUUUCCAGACUCACUUUCUCGUUCCACUACGCUCGUCCUCUUCUUCCACCCCGGUCCAAGCUGACCAGCCUAAGGCUGGGGGAGAAGAAUCUCAUCGCGGUCAAAUCCGACUCUGCGAUUCACCAGGACUCGUAUUCCCGUCUCUGAUUGGGAUGGAGAUGCAAGUGAUGGGGGCAAUAUUAGCCAUCUCUCAAGUGCAAGCCAUCACGUCAUGCGUCCGAUUUGUUGGCGAGCACAUUGCGCUUGAAAAGGUGCUUCAGCUGGAGUAUCCGCCUGACGAGGACGAGGUAGAGGAGGCGCAAGAGCUAUGGACUGGUGUUAAGAUUUUGGAGGCAGUCGCUAGGAGGUAUCUGUUCAAGACGGCGAAAGCGAAUCGGUGGGAUGUGAAUCGGGCGGGAAACCUGGUGAUGCGUGCUGUGGCUGAGGGAAGGAUCAAGUGGGCUUUUCGUCCACCCUCGAGUGCCAUGGUAGAGGAAAGCAGCAUGGGCGAGGGUGUCUGGUUUCCAGAGGUUGAACGAGCCGUCGAUCAGGAUACCAGCACAGACUUGCUUACCGCACCGAACCCGGACGACGACGAAGAACACGGCAACGAGAAAGAGGAUACGGAUAGCAAGACCUCUGAAGAGCACAGCGAGACCGAUGACGACCAGACGAUUGCCCGUAAGGUCAGAUUCGACUUUGGCGCUGUCGAAAGUGAAGAUGAUGGCGAUGAGGACGACGAUGUUGAAGUGGAUCAGGGAGGGCUCGGUGGAUCAACUAAUUCGCUCUUCAGCGCUCUCGCUGUCGAAGAUGGCGAUGAUGACGAUGAAGAUGACGAGGAUGAACAAGAAGAGGACGAGUAA